AUGGACCACGGUGAUCGAGGGGCGCUUGCGAUUUCGUCGACAUACAUAUACUCGGAGGAGCUAGGGAGCUCGAAAUGGAUGCAACUCAGUUGCAUCACUAACAGGGCUAAUCAUGAAUUAUAUUGUGGCAGGACAGAUUCUCAGGGAAGGGUCAGCUGCUUUAAGAGCGCAGGCCAAAUUGCUGGAGAAAAUGAAGCUACGCUGCUGGCCUCUAACAGGCCGGGAAAGAGCAACGCAGUAUUAAGGCUGUACAAGAGCUACUUGACACUGAGUACCCGGCAUGGUAUGACAUCGGAGCAAUUCAAAGUGGCAUUUCUAGUUUUUGUCCUGUCAACGCUCUUUGUUCCAGGAGCAAAGCAUGAUCAUGUCUGUGUAGACUACUGGGGUGCCCAUCAUGUAUUCAUUUAUGUGACUGGGCAGACUACUACAUCCAUACUAAACUGCUCGCAUCAGUUAGCAACUUCAAGUCGGACUCUAAGUCAGGAUGCCGACACGGAAUUUUAA
Molecule: messenger RNA, 504 nt
Organism: Miscanthus lutarioriparius
Lineage: Eukaryota; Viridiplantae; Streptophyta; Magnoliopsida; Poales; Poaceae
Source: the annotation of a GenBank genome assembly